AUGGCGUCGGCUAUCGUGCCCAACACACUCUACCUGGGGCCAGAGGUAUCGGUCGCUGAGACAGUCGGAAAGCUGCGCUGCGCGGGCCACAGCGUGCUCGUGAUCCGCUGCAUGGAGUCCGCACCCGACAGACCGGACUACAUAACUGCAUUGGCCACUGAUCAGCUUGACUGCGCAACUUCCAAGACGGAGCUUCUGCAUCUGGUGCUGCGAGACGAGGACGAGCAGGCGCUGCAGGAUGCAAUCGAUACUGCGACUGCAGCGGUGGCAAAGUGGCUGUGUCUCCCGCAGGACGUAGGAGGAGAAGAGGCCACUGACGACACUGCACAUGCUGGUGACUGCAAACCUGCCUUUGCAAAGCUGGAGCGCCCUUGCCACGCCGUGGUGGUGCAUUGCGCUGCCGGCGUGAGCCGUAGUGCAGCCAUAGUAACAGCACUUGUGAUGACCUUCGGUGCCAGACUUUGUGGCCCCACAGUCCUGGAUCCAGAGCUCAGCGGCACACAGCCGUGGAUUGAUGGCGGUGCUGUCGGCCUGGAGCGUGCGUUAAGCUUCGUCGCGAGUAGAAGACCAGUCAUCUCCCCAAAUGAAGGCUUCCUCGAACAGCUGAUGGCAUACGAGGGGCAGCUGCGCGCUGGUGGCGGCGACGACGGCUUGCAGCCGAGCUUUGAUCCGAUCCUGCACAAGGUACGCACAGUCGCAGCUGUGUGUGCAGUGACUCCUGAGCUGGCUCGCCGUGCUCUCGACAAUGCAGGGAUGGAUAUCAACAGGGCAGCAGAGUUUAUCUUCACCGGUGUGGUGAGGUAA
Symbiodinium necroappetens is the source of this 804-nucleotide messenger RNA. NCBI's taxonomy places the organism in Eukaryota, Dinophyceae, Suessiales, Symbiodiniaceae. The record is from the annotation of a GenBank genome assembly.